AUGUUAAAGAAAUUCAUGGUGGAGGAUAGCAAACCAGUGGGAACACUUAUGCUAGUAGGUUGCAAGUUGAGUUCCAGUGAUGAGUCACCCUCAGUUGAUCAGACUCAGUACAGAUCCAUGAUUGGGAGUCUUUUGUACCUAACAGCAUCAAGACCUGAUAUUCUACAGCCAGUGUGUCUAGUAGCUAGAUUCCAGGCUAACCCAAAGGAAACACAUCUGCUAGCAGUGAAGAGGAUUUUCAGGUAUUUGAAAGGGUCAACGGAGUAUGGAUUAUGGUAUCCUAAGAUUGAAAAGUUCACUCUCACAGCCUUCUCCGAUGUAGAUUGGGCUGGUAGCAAUGAUGAUAAGAAGAGCACCAGUGGAGGGGCAUUCUACUUGGGGAAGAGUUUGGUUGCUUGGCAUAGUAAGAAGCAGGAGUCAGUGUCAUUAUCUACAGCAGAGGCUGAGUACAUAGCAACUGUAGCCAGUUAUACUUAA
This is a messenger RNA of Telopea speciosissima, 477 nucleotides long. RefSeq names its product secreted RxLR effector protein 161-like. Bases 1 to 477 code for a protein of 158 amino acids. The record is from RefSeq and is a predicted model, not a curated record. Lineage: Eukaryota; Viridiplantae; Streptophyta; Magnoliopsida; Proteales; Proteaceae. The transcript has a single exon.